GGGCUGCGGGCAGCGGAGCGGAGCGAGCGGGGCGGUGGGCCGCAGCACGGCCACGACGGCGGGUCUCGGGUGCGCUAGCCGCGGCGCGUGGGGUCCGACCGAGAAGGGGCCGGAGCCCGGUUUGGGAAAGAAGAAAUGAUGUAAAUAAUUCACUAUCCAAACUUUAAGGUCAGAAGUGAGGAGGAAGGUCAGGAAGACUAUGGCCUGGCCAAAUAUUUUUCAAAGAGGAACUCUGUUCUCCCGGUUCAGCCAUCAUCAUGUUGUUGUGUUCCUGCUCACCUUCUUCAGUUAUUCGUUGCUCCACGCAUCAAGAAAAACUUUUAGCAAUGUUAAAGUCAGUAUCUCUAAGCAGUGGACCCCAAGUGCUUUCAACAAGUCAGUUAGACUGCCUGUAGAGAUUUGGAGCAGCAACCAUUUGUUUCCCAGCGCAGAGGAAGCCACUCUUUUCCUCGGGACACUGGAUACUAUUUUCCUCUUCUCUUAUGCUGUGGGCCUUUUCAUCAGUGGAAUUGUUGGAGAUCGGCUUAAUUUACGAUGGGUUCUAUCUUUUGGCAUGUGCUCUUCUGCGCUAGUGGUGUACGUCUUUGGCACAGUCACAGAAUGGCUGCGUUUCUACAACAAGGGGUUCUACUGCUGUCUGUGGAUUGUAAAUGGCCUGCUGCAGUCCACUGGUUGGCCCUGCGUGGUUGCCGUUAUGGGCAACUGGUUUGGGAAAGCUGGACGAGGAGUUGUUUUUGGUCUCUGGAGUGCCUGUGCUUCAGUGGGCAAUAUUUUGGGAGCAUGCCUAGCUUCUUCUGUUCUGCAAUACGGGUAUGAGUAUGCCUUUCUCGUGACAGCGGCUGUGCAGUUUGCCGGUGGGAUCGUCAUCUUCUUUGGACUCCUGGUGUCACCAGAAGAAAUUGGUCUCCCAGGUAUCGAGGCAGAAGAACAUUUUGAAGAAGACUCACACAGGCCGUUGAUUAAUGGUGCUGACAACGAAGACGAAUAUGAGCCUAAUUAUUCCAUCCAAGAGGGCAGUGCUGUUACCCAGGUCAAGGCAAUAAGCUUUUAUCAGGCCUGUUGUCUUCCUGGAGUUAUACCGUACUCACUGGCCUACGCCUGCUUGAAGUUAGUAAAUUACUCCUUCUUCUUCUGGUUGCCCUUUUAUCUGAGUAACAACUUUGGAUGGAAGGAGGCUGAAGCUGACAAGUUGUCCAUUUGGUAUGAUGUUGGAGGAAUUAUAGGUGGGACUUUGCAAGGUUUCAUCUCUGACAUAUUACAGAAGAGAGCACCAGUUUUAGCUCUCAGUCUGCUUCUGGCUGUUGGGUCCCUCGUUGGAUAUAGCCGUUCUCCGAACGAUAAGUCCAUUAAUGCACUUCUGAUGGCGGUUACAGGAUUUUUUAUUGGCGGACCUUCUAACAUGAUUAGCUCUGCUAUUUCUGCGGACCUGGGUCGCCAAGAGUUGAUCCAAGGGAGCAGUGAGGCUUUGGCGACCGUCACAGGAAUUGUUGAUGGAACUGGAAGCAUUGGAGCUGCGGUGGGCCAGUAUUUAGUGUCUUUGAUCCAGGACAAUCUGGGAUGGAUGUGGGUGUUCUACUUUUUCAUUCUCAUGACAAGUUGUACAAUUUUAUUUAUCUCGCCGUUAAUAGUGAGGGAAACCUGCUAUCUUAUGCAAAGACGACAAGCUCAUGUAUUGAGUGAGUGAGUGUUGCCAGAAGAGAAGAAGAGAAGAGAAGAACAAUGGAAGACACAUCAGGACUAUUAUUUCUUCUAAUUCACCCUAUUGGGGGUUGUCUUAAGAGCUCCAACAAAACCUCAGAUUGUCAAGCCUCUUUCAACAAUGUCAGCCACUUGAGAUGCUGACCAGUGGUGAAGGCUGGGCUGUUUUUCUGCACUACAUGAGUUAUUAUGGAUGAUUUUCUUUGUUGCUUCAUAAAUGUACUGAAUGGCC
Leptonychotes weddellii (Weddell seal) is the source of this 1930-nucleotide messenger RNA. Lineage: Eukaryota; Metazoa; Chordata; Mammalia; Carnivora; Phocidae. The record is from RefSeq and is a predicted model, not a curated record.